Messenger RNA from Fusarium vanettenii 77-13-4, 1125 nucleotides. RefSeq lists its product as uncharacterized. Bases 1 to 1125 code for a protein of 374 amino acids. Lineage: Eukaryota; Fungi; Ascomycota; Sordariomycetes; Hypocreales; Nectriaceae. The transcript has a single exon. The record is from RefSeq and is a predicted model, not a curated record.
AUGGGUAGCCUCACCAAGCAGUCAAGCCGGUUGUUCAAUCUAAAGCUGGUCCGCAAGUACUUGUUCAAGGGCAAUAAUACGCACCUACGUGGCGAGAGGGGCUCACAGAGCAGUCCCGGUCAACAUUCCGAACCCAAGGGUGAGGCAUCAGGUGGAUCAAGUUGCUGUUCAACUGAAUUCCAUUACGGCCGAACCGAAUCAGAAUCUUCUCAUGAGGACUAUUACCAACACCACCAAGCCCACGAUGAGAUAUUGGAUACUUUCUUAAGGCCUAGCCUCGGAGAAAGCAAUAAAGACAUCAAAGCCCUCCUCCAGAAAAAGCAAUACCCAGCCUUGCUAUCCCCUUCUGAGAUUCAAUCACUAGAACCACCAUCACAACCCCCAAGCAAGCCGCUGCCUAAAAUCCCUACACAAGUUCGACCCCAACGAGCACCGCAACGGGUGCCCCGAGUGGUUGAUGAUCCUCGGGUCCCUGCGCGGAACCUCCAGAACACUCAAUCCCAGGCCCGAAAGGCCGGGACGGCCCACUCGGCCUUCCCAAAGCCCAUCGCUGUGCCUCCGAGGACUACCUCCCUCACAACUUCGUCGCGGUUCCCUCGGGUGACGCACUCUCCCCAGCGACCACCUCGCUCCUAUGCCACCGCUGCUACGCAUGCUCCUCAACAUAUCGCCAAGUUCUAUGACAAGCCGUCUAAGAAGAAUGAGGAGCUUAUUGAGGAAUCUAUUUAUGAACCCCUCGGACGGUUUGCCAGGAACUCUCUUAUUCAGAACUCCAUUACAGACUCUCAAAGUCGGCAAUUUAUCUCUUCCCCCGAUAAUGUCAUUACGUAUAUCGGAUCCAAGGUUGCCCAGCCUUUGGCUACAAGCCCUCGAGAAUCGGCUCCUUUCUUAACGCCAGUAGGGUAUAACGGGGACGAGAAUACUCCCAUACCCUCUCAGCUAUCCUUACCAAAGGACCUUCGACCUAAAGCAUCCUUAAAGACUUCCCGUACGGCCGAUACUCUUGCCUGUCGACCUACUACAGCAUCUCAAGUAACCCCCUUGCGCUCACCAUUCAUGGCCGUGGACCGACAAGAGCAUCUCUCGAGUCCGGUACUGGGACCAAUUCUUUUGGAAAUCCAAUAG